GCUCGUCUGGCCUGCUGCCAAAGGUCGCUCGUGUCUGUUCUCGAAAGCGUCCGUGCCAUGCUCGGCAGGAGAUCCCCUCCCUGCCGGGUGUUCAUGCUGCUGCCAUUGGCGAGGCGGUCCUUGUCCCUCUUCACAGCCUCUCGGCCGAUUUUAUCCUUGGUGGUCAUCAACGCGUGGCGUUGCAUUUCCCAACGGUGCCAUGGGGUUUUGGCCCUGUUGACAGCUGACACAAGGCCCAGCCCAGACUCCCCCAAACCGACGUUCACUGGGCCAUCGAUCACUGAAAAAGUGAUGUUCGUGCUCGAACGAAGGUCAGGCUGGGUUUCUCAGUCACGACAACAUCUUGGGUCGACUUGUCUCACUCGUGAGCACACGUGUUCAGCCACCCAGCCACUCUGAUUAGUCGACACCGAGUUCCGCCCUUGUGGUGUAGACCCCGAAACGCACACCUCACGAUGCUCAGGCAAAACGGCCCGGUGCCCUUCUUCCUAUCUCUCGAUCAUGGUGUGAAAUUCCCCAAGGACGACAAGCCAUGGGUGACCUUGACGACCACAUGAGCCACUGUGAUCUCUGCAUGUAUAGUAUGUCGUACGAGCUCGACGACGCCCAACAGCCAGCCAAGGCGGGGGACAAUGUACCGCUCCCAGCACAAUAUAUUGCCCACCCUGAAACAAA
Microdochium trichocladiopsis is the source of this 675-nucleotide messenger RNA. RefSeq lists its product as uncharacterized. The record is from RefSeq and is a predicted model, not a curated record. Lineage: Eukaryota; Fungi; Ascomycota; Sordariomycetes; Xylariales; Microdochiaceae. The transcript has a single exon. The coding region runs from base 58 to 399 and encodes 113 amino acids.